UUCAUAAUUAUCAGGAGAAAAUAAGACAUUGACAACUACCAAAGCCACCAGCUCACCAACUCCAUUGCCAUAGCUGUGCUUUCUUCAAAAUCCUUCUCUUUCGGCCAAAACCUCCAUCUGGGUCUUCUCAAAAUGCCUCCUUUUGAGGGUUUAGCUUCUCCUCCGUACAGUUCAGAGUCUAAUAUAGUCACCAUUGAUGUAGGUGGCCAGCUCUUUCAGACAACCAAGCAAACCCUUGCUCUCGCCGGACCCGACUCCCUCUUCGGCAGAAUCUCUGAUUCAUCUUCCCGGCACAGUGUUCCGUUCGUUGAUCGAGACCCCGACUUGUUCUCCGUUCUACUAUCGCUUCUCCGGACUGGUAAUCUUCCUUCCAAAGCCAAAGCUUUUGAUGUCCAAGACCUAAUAUUUGAAUCCCGAUUCUAUGGCGUCGAUAGCCUUUUGGUCAAUUCAGUAUCGAACCCGUCUCAGUUUGAAGCCUUUAAUCUCGAGAAAUCCAUGGUUUUGCCCUUGAACGGCCGUGAUUCUCCCUCCGUCAUCGCCUCCACACCGUUCGGAUCGCUCCACGUGGCGCACGGCAGCAAGAUCACGUCUUUCGAUUGGUCUCUGAGGAAGAAAAAGACCAUCCUGACUCAGUUCACGGCCGUCGAUUCUAUGCUGGCGAUUUCUCCGUCGGUGGUGGCCGCCGGAGCUACGGAUUUUUCCGGGCUUCAGAUUCUUGAUCUCGAAAAUGGGUUAGUGAAACAUAGUUUGAAUUGGGAGAAUGUGACUCGGUCUAGCUCAACGGUUCAAGCAAUUGGAUCGUCUCCCGAGUUACUUUUCGUUAGUUUCGAAUCGGGUCGUAGGAACUCGAAUUCAAUUAUGGUUUAUGAUUUGAAUACUUUGAGUCCAGUUACUGAGAUUGGUCACUGUGAGAUUUAUGGUGCUGAGCUCAACUCAGCUAUUCCAUCAACAAAGUUGAGUUGGGUUCAGGGUAGGAGUUUGUUAAUGGCUUCUGGGUCUCAUAGUGGCCCUUCAGGAGUUUCAGGGGACAUAAAGUUUUGGGAUAUUCGUUCUGGUAAUGUGGUUUGGGAGCUGAAAGAGAGUGUUGAUUGCUUCUCAGAUGUCACAGUUUCAGAUGACCUGUCUGCUAUGUUCAAGGUGGGUGUGAAUUCAGGUGAAGUGUUCUUUUCUGAUUUGAGAAACUUGGGUGCUGAGAAUCCAUGGGUUUGUCUUGGGGACAAGAGAAGAACAUUUAUUAAUGGGAAGAAGGAAGGUGUUGGUUGCAAGAUUGAAAGCCAUGGAAGUCAAGUGUUUUGCAGUAAAGGAGGGGAUAUUGAACUCUGGUCUGAAGUAGCUAUGAGCUCUAAAAAGAGAAGUGAAGAAGAUGGGUUGGAAGAGAGAGUCUUUAGGAAGAAUUUGAUGGGGAAAGUGAAGGACAUGGGUGGUAACAAGAUAACCAAUUUGGGUUUUGGAGGGAACAAGAUGUUUGUCACCAGAAAAGAUCAACAAAAUGUUGAGGUUUGGCAAAGUUCAUCUAGAGGAUUUUGAUCAUAUAAAGCUGAAUUUUUUAUCACACAAUUUGUAAAUACACUAUUUUAGUUUGUUUUAUUUGACAAUGAUAUUGUAAUACACUCGACCUAUGAUUCUUUAUAAAUGAUUUUUUCAAUAUAAGUCUUCAGUUAUUAAUAA
Messenger RNA from Humulus lupulus (European hop), 1668 nucleotides. RefSeq names its product BTB/POZ domain-containing protein At5g41330. Lineage: Eukaryota; Viridiplantae; Streptophyta; Magnoliopsida; Rosales; Cannabaceae. The record is from RefSeq and is a predicted model, not a curated record. Bases 133 to 1527 code for a protein of 464 amino acids. Gene Ontology annotation, molecular function: protein binding. Gene Ontology annotation, biological process: protein homooligomerization. The transcript has a single exon.